This is a messenger RNA of Lotus japonicus, 657 nucleotides long. RefSeq lists its product as uncharacterized. Bases 1 to 657 code for a protein of 218 amino acids. The record is from RefSeq and is a predicted model, not a curated record. NCBI's taxonomy places the organism in Eukaryota, Viridiplantae, Streptophyta, Magnoliopsida, Fabales, Fabaceae. The transcript has a single exon.
AUGGAUGUCGAAUCAAGUUUUUCACAUGUAGCUCUUCCUAUCUUUGAUGGGGAGAACUAUGACCUUUGGGCUGUGAGAAUGGAAUCCUACUUGGAGGCUUUAGACCUCUGGGAAGCCGUGGAAGAAGAUUAUGAAAUUGCUCAGUUGCCAAACAAUCCCACCGUGGCCCAGGUGAAAAAUCACAAGGAAAGAAAAACCAAGAAGGCAAAGGCUUGCUUGUUUGCUGGUGUCUCAAAAACGAUUUUCACCAGAAUCAUGACCCUCCAAACAGCAAGUGAAAUCUGGAAUUAUCUAAAGGAAGAGUAUGCAGGAGAUGCCCGAAUACGAAGCAUGCAAGUGUUGAACUUAAUACGUGAGUUCAAGCUACAAAGACUGAAGGAGUCUGAGACAGCCAAACAAUAUGCUGACAAAUUGCUUGGCAUUGUCAACAAGGUAAGAUUACUUGGCACAGAAUUUCCAGAUUCAAGAAUUGUGCAAAAAAUUCUUGUAACAAUGCCUGAAAAAUAUGAAGCCUCUAUAGCAUCUUUGGAGAACACAAAUGAUCUGUCACAGAUCACCUUGGCAGAAGUUUUACAUGCCCUACAAGCACAAGAACAAAGAAGAAUGAUGAGACAAGAGGUGGCAGUAGAGGAUGCUUUUCUAGCAAACAACUCGUAA